AUGGGUCAAGUGUCAUUUGAUUUUGCAUCAGAACUAGUGGCUUCCGGAUACGCACAUCUGACUCACUUUUCGCCAGACCAAACCGCAGUAGCCGGGAUUGUAUUUCUUCCUGAUCCGGUUUGCGCAUGGCUUGCAAUGACCCAGAUGAUUGAGGGCUGUAAUCGAUUUGGGAUUGAUGAUGGGAUUCCCACAGAGUGCAGUGAACCUGCUUUGGCUUGGUCGGAGAAGGCCAUCAAAAUAUUCUCCUCUGCAUUGUGUCGUCCUGCAAAGGGAGAUGUUGGCGAGGUUGCAGCUGCCUUUUAUAUGCUGGCUUGCGGAGAUGAGUUGAGGUUUGAGCAAUCGACAGAUCUCACUCAGCUUUCUGUUCCAUUAGAGAAAUGGAUUGCAAGAUUGCAACAUGCUGAUUUGAACACUACCCUCAACCUUGGGGAAGCAAAGGCAAGUGUCAACUUCAUCCAAGUUUGUCAGAACUACCUACGCUAUAGUUUGAAAGAAAUGCAGGAUAGUGGGCUUCUCAAGCAUUGGUACCUUGGUGGAAGAGGAUCGUACAUGUAUUUUGCAUGUGCAGCGUACGACAUAAUGGUACCAGUGCAAUACACUGUGAAUGGGACGCUGCAUUACUGUCCCAUGUUGGUGAGCGUGAAAAACAAAGUGGAAUUUUGGCCGUAUGAACGUAAAGCUGCAAUCAAGGCAAUGCAAAAAUUGUUUACUAAUGCAGGCAUUCAGACUGGAGUAUGUCUACUGUUGCUCAUUGGCCUCGACAACACAUCGGAAAAAAAAACAAGAAAAAAAACUAGAAAAAAAACAAAAUCAGGAAAUAGUUUCGGUCAUGGCCAAAUUUUUACCGUAACAGUUGUGGUACCGAAGGAGGAUCGCUUUGGAGCAACCAAUCUUGCUUUGUGCUCAACUUGUGGUGGUGGGCAGGAGUCGGAAGUCAUGGUGUCGCAUGCAGAGCUUGCACUUGGGGCGGAUCAUAGUUUUGACUGCUUGCUCCGAAAAAAGAAUGAAGAUGAUGGCCUAUCCCAAUUGCUGUUUGAAGAGAUAAGGGAAGGAUAUGCCAACAUUUCAAUUGAUGAAGAUGAUUUUGGAGGAGCAACGGCUCCCGAUGAAAGUAGAGGGAGUACAUAG
Molecule: messenger RNA, 1128 nt
Organism: Cylindrotheca closterium
Lineage: Eukaryota; Bacillariophyta; Bacillariophyceae; Bacillariales; Bacillariaceae
Source: the annotation of a GenBank genome assembly